AUGGCCGACACGGCCCUGUCCUGCGCGUCCGUGGAAGUGGAGACCUCUGCUUACGUCGACAUGGAGAAGAACUACUUUGAAAGCGAAUUGGACGAGGAGAGUUUUGUCAUCACACUGGUUCCAGUUAAAGAGGAACCCAACGGGGAGCAACCAAGUGAACAGAGUGUUCUGGUACCACCAGAAGUCAAACCGAAGAAGCCUAGGAAAAGAAAUAAAGUUCAUCUUCCUCAAACAAGCGAACAAGCCAAAGUGCGCCGAAGAAAUAACACAAACAUAGACCUUCCUCUGCCGGAUGUCUUGCCUCCGGUUACUGAGGUACAUAGGGACACUUUGCGGAAAUGGUGCCAGCAAGCCAAGUUGAGCACCGAUGGGCAGAAAGUGGAAGUUUAUCUACGGCUCCAGAAGUUCGUUUACCCUCACCAAAAACAGGACGUUCCCGACUCACCACGGGCAGCCAAGAUACAGUCAAUAUCGAGGAAACGCAAGAUCAAGCAACCAACACUUGAGGACAAACAGAUAGGCCUUCCAGAGACACAAGUCGCCAACGUUGUUGAAGUGGACUCUCCUGCUCCGGAGGCCACGCUGGCAUCCUGGGCAAGGAUUUCCUCAAAAGCGCUUCAACCCAAGGCUGUGAACUCACGUCACCUUCACUCUGCAAUUGAGGCUUUUUUGGCCCCGGGCUUUGGCAGCAGAUGGUGUGUGGUCCACGGCAAAACCCUCCCUGCAGAGACAGAGGGCUGGGUCCGCCUGCAGUUCCACGCCGGUCAAACCUGGGUGCCGAGCACGCCCAGGAGGAUGAUCUCGCUCUUCCUCUUACCGGCGUAUGUUUUCCCACCCCUGGACGUAGAAGACAAUAUGUUGUGUCCUGAGUGUGUUAAGAGGAAUGAGGUACUAAUGAAAAAAUUGACCGCGUUGUCGAAGACGAAGUAG
This is a messenger RNA of Echinops telfairi (small Madagascar hedgehog), 930 nucleotides long. It is a transcript of the gene DPPA2, whose product is annotated as developmental pluripotency associated 2. Bases 1 to 930 code for a protein of 309 amino acids. The transcript has 7 exons. NCBI's taxonomy places the organism in Eukaryota, Metazoa, Chordata, Mammalia, Afrosoricida, Tenrecidae. Gene Ontology annotation, biological process: system development. The record is from RefSeq and is a predicted model, not a curated record. Gene Ontology annotation, molecular function: chromatin binding. Gene Ontology annotation, cellular component: nucleus.